AUGGUGCUUCUCUUUGUCUCGGGCGGUCCUGCAAAUGUGGACGAGGUUAUUUCGUCCACCCAGACCCCUCUUAUUCAUAUCUUCAAGAUUGCGACCAAGAACAAUGCGGCUGCAGUCUUGAACAUUGUGGGUCUCAUCUAUGUCUCUGUCACUACGGUCCUCUUCUUUUUCCCGCCCGAGGUGCCUACAACGGGAAGCAGUAUGAACUACGCUAUUGUUGCAUUUGUCUUUUGGCUAACUAUUUGCGUUGUUUACUGGUUCACAACUGGACGCAAAACGUACGAAGGCCCCUUGCUCGAUGGUGUGCUGCACAGCCAACCGCAAAGCUUGGCAGACAUUGCCAUUGCGGCUGCCGACCAUACGGAAUUCAACAUUGACGACAAAAUCAAGAUGGAUGGAAAGGAUACCCCCAUUUAA
Malassezia japonica is the source of this 417-nucleotide messenger RNA. RefSeq lists its product as uncharacterized. The transcript has 2 exons. The coding region runs from base 1 to 417 and encodes 138 amino acids. The record is from RefSeq and is a predicted model, not a curated record. Lineage: Eukaryota; Fungi; Basidiomycota; Malasseziomycetes; Malasseziales; Malasseziaceae.